UUUCUAGUAGACCAGUCUCCAUGUAACCAGACAGCUGUCAUACAGAAAGCGUUAAAAGCAGCUGAGUCAGACAAGAUGCGUUGGUUUGAAGGAAACAUACCUGCUGCUAUUGCCGCCUCCAAACUACAGAACUCUGUUUUUGUAGUCGUCAUUACAGGAGAUGAUGAGCAGUCCACACAGAUGCUCUCCAGUUGGGAAGAUGAGCAGGUUGCUGAGCUCACCAACAACUGCUUUGUUGCCAUAAAAGUGGACGCAAAGAGUGAGGCGUGCGCUCAGUUUUCACAGAUCUAUCCAGUGGUGUGUAUUCCAUCCAGUUUCUUUAUCGGUGAGAAUGGAAUUCCCCUGGAGGUCAUUGCAGGCGGUGUUUCUGCAGAGGAACUUACAAAGAGGAUAAGCAAAGUCAAGCAGAUGCACUCACAGCAGGAAGGUGGCACGUCUCAGCCCAACGCAGAGACAUCGGUACAGACAAGCAGUUCGUCUGCUUCUACAAGCCAUACUGUAAACGCUACAGCUACAGCCAACACCUCCAGUGCCCCGUCCACUGCUGCUACAUCUAAAGAUUUGAAAUCAAACUCAAAAGAAUCCCUGUCUAAGCCUGUGGAGGAAGAAGGUGCUUCAGGUCACGUGACUCCAGCUGAAGACAGAAGCCUGUCGUCAGAUGAUGCAUCACAGGCAUCACAAGCAGAGGAGUCCCUGGAUGCCAAAGUUGAUAGAUUAACAAAGAAACUGGAGGAAAGACAAGAGCAGAAACGUAAAGGAGGAGAGGAGAACCAGAUAAAGAUCGAGAUUGAUCGGCGGAAACAGGGCAAGGACAUGCUGGACUUCAAAAGGAAGCAGGAGGAUGAGAAAACAAAGCGAAUCCUGGAGGAAAGGAACAGAGAGAAGGCCGAGGAGAAGGCGGCUAGAGAGAGGGUCAAACAGCAGAUAGCACAGGACCGUGCUGACCGGGCAGCUCGCUACGCUAAAAACCAGGAGGAGGCCGAAGCAGCCAAAGCAGCAGCUCUACAAGCCAGACAAGCUGAGCUGGAGAUGAAGAAGGAGGCGAGUCGGAAAGAGAAAAGUGCGAUUGCCAGGAUACAGUUCCGCCUGCCUGACGGUUCAUCCCUGACCAAUCAGUUUCCUUCAGAGACGAAGCUGCAGGAGGCAAGAACGUUUGCUGCUCAGGAGGUGGGCAACAGGUACGGCAACUUUUCUCUGGCGACUAUGUUUCCCAGACAUGAGUUCACAGGUGAAGAUCUGGAGAAAACUCUGCUGGAGCUAGAGCUUGCACCCAGUGCCUCAAUCGUCCUGCUACCGCAAUCAUCAAGGCCAGCAAACACGGUAGUCCAGUCCUCUGACACGGGUGGCUUCUGGGGCUUGCUGAGCACCAUCCUGUACCCGCUACUGGCAGUCUGGAGGUUUCUCAGUGGCUUCUUCAGCACCCCUUCUGCUGGAACAGGAGCAGGUUCUCGUAGCCAGCCACAGCACCCAAACUCCUAUAAUGGUGCUUCCUCAUCUGAAGAAUCAAAAAGAGAUACGGUUCGUAAACGGGUCUUAGAGAAGCGACCAGAAGACUUCAAAAAAGACGGGAAAAUCUACCGCCUGAGGACCCAAGAGGACAGUGAAGACGACAACAACACAUGGAACGGCAACUCCACCCAGCAAAUGUAGUGCAAUAAUACCAGUCUCUCUCUCUAUCAACUUUAUUGUCUCUCGCUCAGACCUGAUUUCAUUUUGAGUGUGUCUUAUUAAUGAAUUAUAACGAUUUAGAACCCUGACUUUAAUUCAUCCCUUUUUUCUGUCUCUAAUGGUGACCCUUUUUGCUCUCUCUUGCAUGGGUAGAUACGAUUCAAGCUAAUCUCUAACAUGAGCGUGAUUAAAGAUCCACUGUGUGCAGAUUGCUUGAUAGUUCUGCCUGAGAGCUUUUCAAGUCUUGCAGUAACACAUUGCUUAAUUCUAAAUAAAAGGCUUACAAGCUUGAAUGCUGCUGGCUUUUAUUCAACUGUAACUUCUCUGAUAAAAGGUUUCCAGUACAACUGUGAAUGUCUUUUAUGGUGCACCAGGCUUUAGGUGCACUGGGACUGAGCAACCAGUGCGUUUGUAUGGAAACUUGAAUCACAGUAGAACGUUUAUGUUAGUUGGAAGUCCCUUUAACACUUGCCAUUUAUCGUUAACAAUAAAGAUUUUUCAUGGAA
This is a messenger RNA of Trichomycterus rosablanca, 2174 nucleotides long. RefSeq names its product UBX domain protein 4 (gene ubxn4). The record is from RefSeq and is a predicted model, not a curated record. The transcript is spliced from 13 exons. Lineage: Eukaryota; Metazoa; Chordata; Actinopteri; Siluriformes; Trichomycteridae. Gene Ontology annotation, molecular function: protein binding. Gene Ontology annotation, cellular component: endoplasmic reticulum. Bases 76 to 1650 code for a protein of 524 amino acids.